AUGAUUCCGAUUACCAGUCUCUGUAACAUAGCAACUCGCCAAACCAGAGCUUUUCCCAACCCGCCUUUGGCACCGAGCCACGGCCUCUCGGAACCACCACCACCACUACCACCCGUUCUGAAGCAUCUCUUUGAUUAUUGCGGAGUUGGGUUAGACUCAGUUGCUGAUGAUAUCAAGGUCGUUCUGAUUCGGAACUAUGGCACUUGUGAGGAUGACACCUUGGUUUUUAUCUCCGGUUUUCGUUUACACAUUGCGGAGCAACGACUGGAGGGAGUUAGGAGUAAGCUACCGGCCGUCACGGGUGCCAUUUUGUCCCCAUGGUUUUAUCAUCAUAUUAACCUUAACGGGUUCAUCUACUGGCUAUUUUUCGACGAUUACGGUGACGAGAACACUACUGAUGAUUAUGUGAUGGCAUUUGAUACCGGGAGUGAUGUUUUCCACAAGAUAAAUUGCCCCGUUGUUAUCCGUCCAUCUCUAUCUGCUCACCUCGGCAUCUACCGUGACGACGCAAUUGCUUUGAUUGAGCAGUGGCGUUGGAUCAAACAUUUGGGAUUCUGUUCUUCUGCUGUGUAUUUACUUGCGCUGCAAGCUUUGUUCAUCCUGCGGUAUUCAUCUAUUCUUUCGGUUUGUCCAUACUAUGGCUCUUAA
This is a messenger RNA of Linum trigynum, 648 nucleotides long. NCBI's taxonomy places the organism in Eukaryota, Viridiplantae, Streptophyta, Magnoliopsida, Malpighiales, Linaceae. The record is from the annotation of a GenBank genome assembly.